AGCCUAAAACACGACAUUUGAAUAUGUUUGAUUUUUCUGUCCUUUCACUCCCCUUUUCCCCCAACAAUAAAUAAACUUCUAAUAUGCGGGACUGGAGAAGUUUCCUCUUCAGAUAACGUGUCUCAAAAUGACAAUAUCUUCGAUCCCUUUUCCACUUUCCUAUUGAAAUUAAUUAAGCACCUUCUCUCCAACUUCAAUUGCUGACCGCCUUGAUGGCUUCAAACGCAACUCUAAAUCCAACUCCAUAUAUAUAGCGCACCCACUACUCUUGGUUUCUCCAUGCAAACCGUUCUCUCAUCUUCUCCCUUUCUUCUUAAUUUGCUGAAUAAAUUCAUUCCCAACAAUAGUUACGUAGAGACUUGAAAUCUAUCAACGAGCAUUAAUUCCUUUCAUCCAAUUUAACUACCAUAUAUAUUCCAAUGGAGAAGGCAUCACCGAGCAAAAGCACGCAAUCUUUGGUUAGUCUCGUCUUAUUUUUUUCAAUCUACAACUGGGCAAAAGAUUUUUUGUCAAGAUUUUGGUCUUCUCUCCAAUCCCAACGCAACUUUGGUGACUCGCAAGUUUGGGAUGUGAAGAAGAGCUCGGAUUGUGAGCCGAGCCAGCAACAGAUUUGCUCCAGUGAAAAGAAAGAUGAAGGCAGCUUGAGCAGAGGAGAGGCAGAAAUGGUCAUGGGAAAAUUGGGAAUUUUUUGCAGCCCAGAAGGCGAGAAACUUCAGGAGUGGUUCAGUUCCAAUGAGAUUUCAGGGCUGUUUGAUGAGAAGGAGCCAAGCUUGGAGGAGGUGAAGGAAGCUUUUGAUGUGUUUGAUGAUAACAGAGAUGGGUUUAUUGAUGCAGGGGAGUUGCAGAGAGUUCUCUGUAUUUUGGGCUUAAAGGAAGGAAAACAGCUGGAGAACUGCAAGAAAAUGAUCAGGACAUUCGAUGAAAACAGAGAUGGAAGGAUAGAUUUCAAAGAAUUUGUAAAAUUUAUGGAGAACAGCUUUUGCUGAAUUAUUCUUUUUUUCUUCUGGAAAUAUUAAUAAAGCAUAUCAAACUCAAUUUUAAUUA
Molecule: messenger RNA, 1044 nt
Organism: Alnus glutinosa
Lineage: Eukaryota; Viridiplantae; Streptophyta; Magnoliopsida; Fagales; Betulaceae
Product: probable calcium-binding protein CML46
Exons: 1
Coding region: 420-986 (188 amino acids)
Molecular function (GO): calcium ion binding
Source: RefSeq, a predicted model, not a curated record